GAUCUCACACUGGACCUAAACACAGUAAACAGACACCUCUCUCUGUCUGAGGAGAACAGAAAGGUGACAUGGAGGAGAGAGGAGCAUCCGUAUCCUGAUCACCCAGAGAGAUUUGAGGACUAUAGACAGGUGCUGUGUAGAGAGGGUCUGACUGGGCGCUGUUACUGGGAGGUAGAGUGGAGUGGGAGAAGGGCUAUUAUAGGAGUGACAUAUAAAGGAAUCAGCAGGAGAGGAAGGGGUGAUGACUGUUGUCUUGGAUACAAUGACAAGUCCUGGAGGCUGUCCUGCUCUGACAACAGUUACAUUGCCAGGCACAAUAAUAAUCCCACUACCAUAGACGUCCCCCCCUCCAGCUCCCACAGAGUAGGAGUGUAUCUGGACUGGCCAGCCGGCACUCUGUCCUUCUAUAGAGCCUCCUCUGACACACUGACCCACCUGUUCACAUUCACCUCCACAUUCACUGAGCCCCUCUAUCCAGGGUUUAGGGUUUGGAAAUGCUCCUCAGUGUCCCUAAAAUAAUAACCUGACACACACACACACUGGGCAAAGACACACACACUGGGCAAACACACACACACACACUGGGCAAACACACACACACACAC
This is a messenger RNA of Oncorhynchus tshawytscha (Chinook salmon), 605 nucleotides long. Its product is annotated as stonustoxin subunit beta-like. Gene Ontology annotation, molecular function: protein binding. The annotation marks the transcript as partial. The transcript has a single exon. The record is from RefSeq and is a predicted model, not a curated record. Lineage: Eukaryota; Metazoa; Chordata; Actinopteri; Salmoniformes; Salmonidae.